Messenger RNA from Micromonas pusilla CCMP1545, 2754 nucleotides. RefSeq lists its product as uncharacterized. The coding region runs from base 1 to 2754 and encodes 917 amino acids. The record is from RefSeq and is a predicted model, not a curated record. The transcript has a single exon. NCBI's taxonomy places the organism in Eukaryota, Viridiplantae, Chlorophyta, Mamiellophyceae, Mamiellales, Mamiellaceae.
AUGCCGUGGCUGGACGACGACGACGCGAACGCGAUCGGCGACGGCGCGCUCAUGGGCGGCGGCGCGUCCGGCGUGGCGUGGAUGACGCGGAGAGAACGCAAGGCGUACAAAAAGGCGUCGAAGAAGCGACGAUUCGCCGCGAAGAAGGCGAGGAAUCGACCGGAGGUGAGCGUCCCGGAGGCGCUCGCGAAGCUUCUGGACGACCGCGAGGACGUCGUCGUCGUCGCCGCGAUACGCGCGAUCGGCGCCGCCCUGGACGGGUUACGGCGGUCGGACGGACGGAAGAUGCCGGCGGACGGCGAAGAGAUGACGCUUCUCGACGCGAAGCAAACCGCGGGGCCGCUGUACAGACUCGCGCACAUACGGAAGCUCCCCGCGGAAUUUCCGGACGACGACGAGAUGCUCGAGAAAGCCGCGGCGAUUCGCAAGAAGCACCUCGCGCGGAAGAGCGGCGACAGCGACUACACGACGAGCAGCAUGGCGGGCUCUGACGACGACGACGACGACGACGACGGCGACGACGACGGCGAGAGAAAAAAAGAAGACCGAGGAAAGGACGCCGCGCGCGGCGGCGGCGGCGACGGCGGCUCAACGCCGACCGGGUCCCGCUUCACGGCGUCCGACACGGAAGGCUCCGGCACGGAGUCCGAGGACGACUUCGGCGGGCUGUACGGGAACAUGUUCAACCGCGAGCCGUCGCCGAUGGAUUUCGUGCUGGACGCGCCCGGAGUGCUCUCCGGUUUAGUCCUCUGCACUGCGCACCGAUCGCCGACGGUGCGCUCCGCCGCGCACGAGGAACUCGUGCGCAUGGCGACGGACGACGACGUCGCGACGACGGCGAAGCGCAUCAUGGAACUCCUCGAAAACGUCAGCGACUCCAGGGUCCGCGUGAAAUCGUUGGAGUUCAUAAAGACGCUCGUCUUCGCGCGUCUGAAGGAGCUCACGGACGCGGCGGCGGAAAACGGCGGCGCCCACUUCGGCGGCCGCGCCGGGUACGUCGAGGACGACCCUCUCUUCUCGAACCAGCGCGCGACCGCGGAUCACCUCGGCCGCGAGUCCGUGGAUCUCGUCGUCGGCGUCGAGUCCGCGCCGAGGGAGACGCCGUGCGUCACCGCGCUUCUCGCGCAAGAGGGCGUCUUCGUCGUCGCCGCGUGUCUGGACGAUCGAGACAGCGCGUUGGCGAGAGUCACCGCGUUGCAGUUGCUUCGCGCGAUGUGGGAGACGCUCGCCGCGGACGAGGGCAACGUCGCGGACGUCGCCACCGAGGGGAGGCUCGCGCUGUUCCGCGAGUGCGGCGUGCUCGUCAGGCUGGAGAGGUUGCGAGACGAGAGCGGCGACCGCGCGACGAUCGAAGCGGUGGACGCGCUCGCGCAGAGAAUCCUGGAGAGCGACGCGAACGCAGCGCACGAGAUGGGGGUGCUGAGAGACGCGCGCUCGGAAGGUUUCUCCGUGGAGACGCGCAAGGACGGGUUCCUGGAGGCGAAGAGAGCGCGCGCGGCGAGGGAGGCGAGCCGCGCGAGCGACCGCGCGUCGUCGAGAUCGAAAUCCCCGCGUUCGCCCGCGAACGGCCGCGGCUCCCCGACCGGGUCGUUCGGUCUUCUCGAACCCUCCGGAUCCGGCGGCGACGGCGACGCCACCUACCGAAGCGGCGACACGUACACCGAGCGCGCGUCGAUGUUCGAGACGACCACGACGCCCGGUCGACGACGGACCCCGCGCGGGGACGUCUCCGAGCGGUCCAUCGGGUCCGAUCGAUACGUCCCGUCGCACUUGGACGGGAGCUCGCGCAAAGGCGGCGGCGCGUCGACGCGUCGCGACGCGGAGACGGAGGAUUACGCGGCGAAACGUUGGGACGAAUACGUCAAGGCGAAAGCGCCGCCCACCGCGCGGUUCAUGCGCGCGAAGCCGGAUGCUGACCUGACCGGACGCGCGAGGGAGUCGGAGGCGCGAGAGAGGCACCGCGCGCGGCCGAUCGGGACGAAAGCGAGCGACGGCCUGGGACGGUGGGCCGGGCUCGUCGCGAGUAAGAGGCCGGCGGUCGCGACGCGGUCCGCGUCGGCGAAACCGUCCGGCGCGGCGGCGGCGGCGGCGGCGGCGGACGGCGGCGGCGACGCCGCCGCUCGGAGUCGCGGAAGCUCGGAAAGCGGCCGCGGCGACCUCGGGUCCGCGCGCGGGAGCGAAGGUCGCGGCCGCGACCCCUCGCGCGAGGUCCUGGAGCGGCGCGGCGCGUUCGUUCGAGCGCGGAUGCCGAUCCGGCCGUCGCCCGCGCACGUCGCCGCGGGCGCGCCCAAGCCGGUGUCCAGACGCGCGCGCGGCGAGCCGAGCGGGCCGGGCCCGGACCGCGCGCCCUCGCGGCCGCCGCGCGCGUCGUACGCCGCGGUCGACGCCUCCGCGGGGCGGCGGGGCGAAGAGGAAGAAGUGGACGCGCGUCGUUCGACGUGGCGCGAGCGCGCGAGCGAGUACAUCCUCGCGGGCGGCGGCGGCGGACGCAGACGCGGCGGCGGCGGCGGCGGCGGACGACGCGGACCGCACGAGCGCGGCGUCCUGCGCGACGGGCGCGUCGGGCUCGCGGGGCAGCCAUCGAGGGCGACGGAAGGGCCGGAGGAUAUGUUUCCGAGUUACGGCGGGCGCCGAGGCGCGUUCGAGAGCCGUCCGGGGAGGAUGGACGACGGCGACGACGACGGCGCGGCGGCGUUACCCGGAGCGCUGCGCUCGUUGAGCGGCGACAGCGCGAGCGAGCGGAAUUACCGAUGA